UAAUUGAGACAACAUAGCACCGUACAAUUUAGUGAACUCGAUACUGACGACUCUGUGUCUUUCCCUUUUCCUUCUCCAGAGAAGAGAAAAGAUAAAAGAGACACAACAAACAAAAGAAGAAUCGAAGCAGGCAGGAGGUGUGUAUUUCACACGCUACAGUGCUACACCACACUCUCUGCUCAUUAUAGUCACGUUUACCUUGCCCCUCAAUUAUUUCGCUCCAUCGUCGUCGUUUAUUUCCAGAAAAAAAAUCCGAUUCAUGAAAUAAAAUUGUACGAUCACCUUCUGGCGAUCUCUCCGGUUCGUGUUUCUCCGAUCUCAACCGGAGAGAAAGAUACUUUUUGAACACUGUAAAUUGAAGUUUUUAUUGCGUGAUUUGUUGAUGGAAUCAGAAAGAUCAUAGUCCAUUUCCGCUAAUCCCUAGUUUUUAGAGGGGGGGGGGGAAUUCUCGAGAGAGAAAAUGAUGCAGAGGCAGCGGAGUCCACCGAAGCACAGGCACGACGGGACUUCGCCGUUGCCGUUAGGGAUGGAUUGGAGUCCUCCGCCUCGAAAAUGGAGUGGGCGAGAAACCGUAUGGCCCCAUGAUCCUAGAACGGGAUGGAGUUACUGUGUCACCAUACCAUCCUGGGUCGUGCUCCCAAAAUCAAGAGAUUCAGAUCCUGUAGUGUUUUACAGGGUUCAGGUGGGUGUACAAUCACCAGAAGGGGCUACAACCAUCCGUGGAGUGUUGAAAAGAUUUAAUGAUUUUAUGAAGUUAUUUACCGAUCUUAAGAAGGCAUUUCCCAGGAAAAAUAUCCCACCAGCUCCACCCAAGGGACUUCUACGUUUGAAAAGCAGGGCACUCCUGGAAGAGAGAAGGUACUCUUUGGAGCAAUGGAUGACAAAACUGCUGUCUGACAUUGAUUUAUCAAGAAGUGUGGCAGUGGCAUCCUAUUUUGAAUUAGAAGCUGCUGCGAGGUCUUCAUUCCAAGAUGGAAAUCAGCAGUCAUCAGAAGCAAGUCCUACCGAUGAUGGUUCAACCUCCUCACUUCAGAUACCUCCAAAUUUAAGCUCUUCUCUUGCUACCAGUUCAUCAAUUGCAUCAGAUUAUGGCAGUGAUACUGUUUAUGAGACGUCUGAUCUUGGAACACCAAAGCUAGCAAGAGAUGGCAAUUUUGGAAUUGGCUUGGGGGAUCUAGCACUGGAUGAAGAUUUGACCGGUCCAAUAGGAAAACUUGUGAAGUAUGGUAUGACGAGCAUUGAUGAGGGACUUUUUAUGGGACAGACCAUUCUAGAGCAACUAGAAGGUUUUCCUAGGCAUACACCACAUGGUGGACAUAUGAACAAUGUUAUAGGGAAAGAUGGUUAUAAUGGAAAUGCAUCUAAAGCUUCAUUUCUUACUGGAAAUGGGAUGGAACUUUUCUCUGAACCAGAGCCUGGUAAGGUAUUUGGUCAUGUUAGAAAGUUAUCUUGUGAUAGCGUUGAAAGUGAUGGAAGUUCUCUACGAGGAAGUGAAAUAUCAAACUCUGGGAUACCAAAUUCAUCUGGUGAUGGAUAUCUUGACCUUUCAGGAGUUGCUGAGAUUUCGAGUUCUACAGAAAUUCUUGGUAAUACAGAACUGCAGUUUUCAGGUGAUGCACACAUAGUACUUCCUUUGGAUCAGCGUCAUAAAAUGAACAGGGUUCUGUUAACGAUGCAGCGGAGGCUAGUCACAGCGAAAACAGACAUGGAAGACCUCGUAUCAAGAUUGAAUCAGGAAAUAGCUGUAAAAGAUUACCUGACAACAAAGGUCAAGGAUCUGGAAGUGGAAUUUGAAACUGCAAAACAGAAAAAUAAAGAAACCAUGCAGCAAGCUAUUUUAAUUGAGAGGGAAAGGCUUACCCAAAUGCAGUGGGAUAUGGAGGAAUUGAGACGGAAAUCAUUGGAAAUGGAAUUGAAAUUGAAGUCGAAAGAGGGUGAGCAGCGGAGUACAGAAUUUCAAAUGGCACCUACUGACCAUGAAAAAGACAUAGCACUUGAGGAGUUGGAUGCUACUAGAAAGCAACUGGAGGAAUUGUCCAAGCGAUACGAGGAGCUUGAAGCGAAAUCAAAAGCAGAUUUUAAAUUUCUUGCUAAAGAAUUUAAAUCCCUCAAAAGUUCCCAGAAAACAUUGAAGCAAGAGCUUAGUCAAUCACUGAAGGAAAAAUCUGAAGUUGAGAAACUUCUUUACGAGGAAAGAGAAAUGAAGGAGCGUGAGAAAAUUACUCGGAAGAAACUGCUACAUGAUUGCAGGAUCCUGUAUGACCAGCUGCAAGAAUGCAACGGCAAUUUGUCCAGUGAAGAUAAUUUUAUUGUGAACUCUUCUCUGGGAGAUGCUUUAGAUUUGCUGACCACAUCUGAUGAUCAAAUCAGCCAUCUACUAGCAGAGGCACAACUAUUAUUUGAAGAUGAUGCUCCUAACAAGGAUACAAGAGCAACAGAUGAUGAAGUGAGGGAGAUGCUGGCAAAUAUCUUCACUGAUAAUGCUAAGUUGAGGAAACAGGUGAACUCUAUUAUGCGUCAUGCUCUUAAAAUGGGCAGCAUUUGUAGGAGUAGUAAUGACGAGGCUCCUUCAAGCAAUAAUCUUGAUGUAGAAAGAUAAAAGGUAUAGUCGAACACUGUUAACAAUUUUUUUUUUAGUAAAAGGCUUCUUUCGAGACCAUACUAGCAUUACAGGUAAUGGAUAAUCUGUUUUGAACAGUUUCAUCUCGCAAAAUCAGCAUUUAAAUUCGUGUAAUUUUGUGGUUUCACAAACAGUGGACUCAAAUUUCCUUUUCCAGUGUUGUAUCUUUUAUAUUUUGCUGGAAUAAUGAGAGUUAAUAUUAUUCAAGGAGCCAAAUAAAGAGAUUACAUGCCUGUUUUAUUACUG
Molecule: messenger RNA, 2866 nt
Organism: Populus euphratica (Euphrates poplar)
Lineage: Eukaryota; Viridiplantae; Streptophyta; Magnoliopsida; Malpighiales; Salicaceae
Product: cingulin-like protein 1
Exons: 10
Coding region: 461-2599 (712 amino acids)
Biological process (GO): protein transport
Molecular function (GO): phosphatidylinositol binding
Source: RefSeq, a predicted model, not a curated record